CUGAAAUUGAGAAAUAUCGCGUGUCCACCACCGCGUGUUCCCCAGAUAUUCAAUCGGCCAGCGCCACCUUCUUCAAGACUCCGGCUAUCCCGGCUCUUUAGUCUCCCUUGAAUUGCUCACCGACUGAAAAUGACGCUCAGUUCGUCCACACCAGCAGCAAGGGUCGCAGACGUGAGCGUGACGCUGAGGCCCCGAAAACCCUACUCCCGGAGUCGGACUGGAUGUCUCACCUGCAGACAGAAACAUCUUAAAUGCGAUGAGAAUCGGCCUAUCUGUGCCAAUUGUGUGAAUACAGACCGACCCUGCGAAUAUCCUAUCAUGGGGCUCCCUCUUCGCGAACGUCGGAAGAAGUGGCUACCAGGCGAGCAACAACCUUGGGCGGCGCCUCACACGUCAAGCAUGCCCAUUGUGCUGUCUUCUAAAGUGGACCCAUUUCAUUGCCUCCCAAACGGCAUGCCGUUCAGGUCAUCCGAGCUUUUGCAGUACUUUUCACAGUUGGAAAACCCAAUUGGCCACGGCUUAACAAAUAAACAGAGUCAAUGUCUAUCCCUUGCGGUUCAAAGCCCAGAUGCACUCCGUAAUACUCUUCUCAUUGCAGGAUUGCAUUAUGCGUGGCACUCAGGCCAACUGCGAAACUAUGAGUCGACAUUCUUCUUCCACAAAGUUGAAGCCAUGCGCCUUGUCAACGGAUGGCUGAAAUCCCUCCAACCGAAGAUGGUUGCGGUGUGUAUAAGAGAGAUAUCCACACUCGCAUUUACAGAGUGCGGCCUGGGCGAUCUGGCAACUGCUGAGACCCAUCUUGACGGUCUCACAAGGUUCAUGGACCUCCAUAAGCCUGUUACUAUCCGAAACCGGCCCGAACUUGGCGUUGAAGAUGAACUUGCCCACAGAUACUUCAUGCUGUCAUACACCUUUAUACACGGCGUCAAAAGCCGACUGAAGGAUAUUAUCGACACAAUAGACCCCUUGGGAACUAACGCUAAGCUUGAACCCUUCGAGGUUGAGUCACUCAUGCAUAAGUGGCAUUUGGAAGAGAUUGGCGGUUUAGAAACGAGGCUGAAGGCGAUGACUCUGUUCCCUGCCUUUUUCAGCCCGCCUCCGCCGCGAACGGUGUUCCAAGACAUUGACGGACUUCCCAUAAUUGAGACUUUGCGGCAGAUGACAAAAAUGGUGGUUCUUAGUCGAAGACGAGACUGUGUCUCCCCGUCUGGAAAUGGAGAGCCUCUGGAUCAAGUUUGGCUCGAGGGCGCACCUACUAGAAUGCUGCUUGCUUUUGUCAACUCACAUUCGCAAUCCAUGUCCCACUCUGGCAAAAUCAUGAUGGUAUCCAAUGCUUCAGACUACAUGAUGGCCUCCUGGUCGGGAGUAUUUUCAGCCACAAGUCUUUAUCUCCAGUCAGUACUGGUGUUGUGGAACGCUGGUCAGCCAUUGGAACCCAGGCUUCAUCGACGGGUGCUGCUCAUUCUCAAGCACGACCUGGACCGACUCGACUACAUGGAGGAGUCUGGAAAUACAGUGGCCUCAGACUUCUGGCUUUGGAGGGCUUUCUUGGGAGCAUUUAGCCUUGCGAGGCAUCAUAAAUGCACACAAGAAAUGGUGCAGACCCUCCAGCCGUAUUUUGAACAUUUGAUCGGGACGUGGAUCCUGAAAACGGGAGUUACUGCGUGGGCUAAAGCAAAAGAGCGAUUGGCAUCGAUUGUCUGGCCUGAUGGCUUCCGUCACGACGAUGUGGCAGAGGCGGUUUGGAACCGCGCGGUCCUGCGAUUAACGAGACGGUAAACUGAGCCAAUUUUGUCGGAGUUGUUUUCAAAUGUAAACGGCAGACAGUUUGGGUGGCUUCAAAAUAUAAAAAUUACUCAUCUAAGGACCCUA
Messenger RNA from Ilyonectria robusta, 1872 nucleotides. RefSeq lists its product as uncharacterized. Lineage: Eukaryota; Fungi; Ascomycota; Sordariomycetes; Hypocreales; Nectriaceae. Gene Ontology annotation, cellular component: nucleus. The coding region runs from base 130 to 1779 and encodes 549 amino acids. Gene Ontology annotation, molecular function: transcription cis-regulatory region binding; DNA-binding transcription factor activity, RNA polymerase II-specific; zinc ion binding. The record is from RefSeq and is a predicted model, not a curated record. Gene Ontology annotation, biological process: positive regulation of transcription by RNA polymerase II. The transcript is spliced from 6 exons.